Rubroshorea leprosula is the source of this 792-nucleotide messenger RNA. Lineage: Eukaryota; Viridiplantae; Streptophyta; Magnoliopsida; Malvales; Dipterocarpaceae. The record is from the annotation of a GenBank genome assembly.
AAAGCUGCAGCCGGCUCUAGUGAAAUGGAAGUGCAGAGAGCCGGCUCUGGAAGCUGCAGCCGGCUCUACAGGCAAAAAUUUGAAGACCGUUGUUUGGCACACACAGAGAAAAGACACAAAGCCGACUUCAACUUUGCAGCCAGCUAUGAGGGUGCAUUUAAUGCACAACGGUCGACUCUUUUGAAUGUAUUUAAAAUCGAAAUUCCAAAGCCAGCUCAAAGUCUUGCAGCCGGCUCUCGAGGAAAACAGAAUGGCCUGCAAACCUGGAUAGCCAGCUCUGGAAGUGUAAGCCGGUUCUACAGAGCCGGGUCUAGAAAGCUAAGCCGGCUCUCUUGACAAACCUGCAGCUCGAGCUUUGCGUCCUAAAAAGCAUUUAAUGACCCCCAACAGCUAGAAACGGCUAUUUUCGAGCAAGGGGCUAUAAAUAUGGAUCUGAAGAGGUUUAAAGAGUAUUGUAUUGAGUAUCUUUUCCUACUUACUUGAGCUUUAACUUGAGUUUUUGAUCUUUGAGAGAUCUUUGUUUGUAAUCCUCUUCUUGUGCUAUUAGUGAGUGAUCUUGGGGGUGUGUUGAUUCCUUCAAGAGUGAUCUGUAGAGAGGAUCUUUGGGGUUUAAGUGUAAAGGGGUGAGAUUUGAGAGAAACCCUUCUUCUUGUAAAGGAUUGAGUGGCUCAUUUAAGCCACCAUUGUUUUUGUUAGUGGACAGUGUGGAGGAAAUCCUUGGUGAAUGAAGCCAAGGUAGAGGAUUAGGCUCCAAGUGGUUGGACCGAACCUCUAUAAAAUUAUUGUCCAAGC